UAACAGACCUCAAUGUGGCACAGCUACAGAGGAGAGACGGUGCAUGAAGAAAUGGAGAGCAGGCGGCUGAUCGUCCAACUGUCGGUUUUCGGGGUUUUGCUUGUACUGGCAGCGAAAGGGAUUGCAGAUGACAAGUCCGACUUAAACCGACUAGUAACGGAAUUUUACGAGUGGCGCCUGGCGGACAAUCCCGAGUUCGCUACACAGUCCGGAGACAGCCGAUAUGAUGAUCAGCUUGAAAAUUUGACGAUUGCGGACUUUGAAAUGAGAAAGACAAAAUGCCAAGACUAUUUAUUGCGUCUUGGAAAAAUUGAUCGCGCAAAGCUAGGCGAAAGUGAUCAACUGAACUAUGACGUCAUGAGGCGGUUUGUUCAAGCAUUGGUUGACGGAUAUGAAUGGCAUUUAUACAACUCUCUGAACCCAGUUAAUUUCCUGGAAGGGCCGCACAUCGAUCUGGAAUAUUUGGUCUCCUCCUUGCCGUUCAAGACGAAAAAGAAUUAUGAAAAUUAUCUGACUCGUCUGGAGCUUCUACCCAGUCGGUUGUCCCAGAUGGUGGCCCUUAUGAGGAAGGCUAUAGAGUUGGGAAGAACCAACCAUAGAGUGUCCAUGGACAAGAUCCCUGGCCAAAUAUCAGAAGGCAUCACAAACUUGUCAGCGGUAGAAACCUUUUUUUAUACACCGUUUAAAGACGCAUUAACAAACCUCUCCAUACCGGAAGACGAAAAAUCACAACUCAGAGCUCGCGGCCAGAAUGUCAUAGCAAACGGAAUUCAGCCAGCGUUUGCCAAUUUGUCCAUGUUUAUAGCUGACGAGUACCUUCCCAACACCAGGUCUGGGUACGGGGUCAGCAGCUAUGACCGAGGGUCAGACUAUUACAAGGCGUGUCUCAAGUGGCAUCUGACCACCGAUAUGACCCCUGAAGAAGUCCACGAAAAGGGGUGGAGCGAGAUUCGAAGGAUAUCUGCAGAGAUGAAUAAGAUUCUUGCGGAUCUAAAAUUUAGAGGCUCCAUCCGGGACUUUGUGAAUAGCCUGAAGACAGACCCUAGGUUUUUCUACAACACCUCGGACGAGCUUCUCGCUGAGUACAACGUGAUAACACGAGAGUUGAUUCCACAACAUCUACCUAAGGUGUUCAAGGACAUUCCAGUCAUUCCAUUUGAGAUCAGAGCAAUGACAAAUGAUGGCCCACUGGGUCAGUAUUACGACCCAGGGCAAAACAACAGCCGUCCAGGAGUGUUUGAGGUCAACCUAUACAACCCAAAAACGAAAUUAACGGUGGAAAUGGUGGCCCUCAGUUUGCACGAGGUCGAGCCGGGCCAUCAUUAUCAGGCCAGCGUCCAACUCACUGAACAUCUCCCCGACUACCGAAAGAACCUGGAGUAUUCCAAGUAUUAUGCCAUCCCAUUUAAUUUUCCUUUCCAAACCGCUUAUUCUGAGGGCUGGGCACUCUAUGCGGAAGCUUUGGGCGAAGAAAUGGGAGUCUAUAGAAACAACUACGAACUCUUUGGAAGGUAUUCCUCGGAAAUAUUCCGAGCCUGCCGUCUUGUCGCAGACACAGGACUCCAUUAUUUCAACUGGACGCGAGAGCACGCCAUAGAGCUGUUUGAAAAUUACACAGCCAAUUCCCUAGACGGCAUCAAGAUCGAGGUGGACAGAUACAUCACGUGGCCGGGCCAGGCAUGCGCAUACAAGAUAGGGGAGCUCAAGAUAAAAGACUUGAGGAAGAAGGCAUCGGAUGCGUUAGGCUCGAAUUUUGAUCUGAAAGAAUUCCACAACCGAAUCCUGAAAACCGGACCAGUGCCCCUGAGUAUACUGGAGACAGUUAUUGACAGAUACAUCAGGGAGAGCAGACCGACCAGCAGCGCCAGUACCACUUCAGUUGGGACUACAACGAUUGCCAUUUUAGUUCUGUGCCAUCUUUUCAAUCAGUUCGCCGCUCCAAAAGGUUAAUUUCCUCUACUAUCAUGUACUGAGUUCAAUAUUUAAACAAAUAAACAGUUUGAUAAGGUAUGUGUACUCGAGUCAGUCGCAAAUAGUGCGCAAAAGUAUCUUAUUACAGUCAUGUGGGGCACAGUCUGAGUGGAUUUUGUUGAACUUGGCAAUCAAUAGUGUU
This is a messenger RNA of Lingula anatina, 2113 nucleotides long. RefSeq lists its product as uncharacterized. The record is from RefSeq and is a predicted model, not a curated record. NCBI's taxonomy places the organism in Eukaryota, Metazoa, Brachiopoda, Lingulata, Lingulida, Lingulidae.